Lingula anatina is the source of this 3352-nucleotide messenger RNA. Its product is annotated as potassium/sodium hyperpolarization-activated cyclic nucleotide-gated channel 3-like. The record is from RefSeq and is a predicted model, not a curated record. Gene Ontology annotation, cellular component: HCN channel complex; membrane. Lineage: Eukaryota; Metazoa; Brachiopoda; Lingulata; Lingulida; Lingulidae. Gene Ontology annotation, biological process: regulation of membrane depolarization; sodium ion transmembrane transport; potassium ion transmembrane transport. Gene Ontology annotation, molecular function: voltage-gated potassium channel activity.
CAUCGAUUUAUUUCAAUGAACCUAAUAUUCAAGGAAAAACAUCGAAUUUAGCUGAUUAGAGAUUUGCAGAAUCGAUCCAGCCAUAUCAGGGGCCUCAAGACGACAAGAGUUUGCUCAUAAAACUAGUAAAUCAGUUUUUGCCAACUGUAAGCCAAACGUACCGACCUCUUUGUUGCGUUGCGUUGCGUUGUAGACGUUAUUGUAUGACGCCAUAAAAGAGUACGACAAAUGAUUGGCUAUAUUAACUAUCCAACGUCCAGUUUGCGCCCUCUGUGAACUGUUGUCAUGGAAAAUCAAAAAGUGACAGGAACCGCAGAAUCACCAGUGGCGUAAUUCAGCCAGCCAGGAUUCUGCGGUUUCUUGUCAGUUUUAGGAAACCCAAUAUUUAAGUUCAUCGCGGAUAGAGAGGCAUAACAAUUAAAUUGGGUUGCUGACCUGCGUCAGUAAGCUAGCCGGGAUGGCUUCGACGCCACAACGGCAACUGAGUCAGGAUUCCUACAAGGAGAGCACCGGAUCCCCGUGUUCCGGCAGGACAGCGUACACCACGGCCUCCUCUGCCCCUACCAGCAAAUCUGAAACCGUGUUUGGCUCGGUGACGGAUAGUUCGUGUAACACACCAGGAUCAGUGGCAACAACGACGAAAGUUACGCUUGAAUUUGACGAAAGUUGUGAAGUCACAGAAGAAACAACAAUUCCACUUACCACGGAACCUAACACAUUGCAACAAUUACCGGAUCGAAAUGAAUCUAAAAGUAAAACACUUCUUCAGCGGCUUCCAUCUCUUAGACUUAAUCGAUUUGGAUCAGGGAAAUCGAAAAAUAAAUCACCUGCUAUCAAUCUGAUCAAUGAUGAAGAACAGGGCUCAGAAAGUCCUCCUGUAAGUGUAAAAGAAAAAACAAAAUCGGAACCUUUUUUCAUUGGAGAUGAUGCGAGUCUCUAUGGAACGCCCAAAGAGGAAUUGUUACCAAAAUCCGACACUAGAAGUAAUACCCCAAGCACGACAAAUUUUCUAAAGGACCAGAUUCUCACAUUUUUUCAACCCUCAGACAAUAGACUUGCCAUGAAACUAUUUGGAAACAAAAGUGCUUUGAUUAAAGAAAGACAGAGACAGCGAGCUACUGGAACUUGGAUUAUUCAUCCAUGCAGUAAUUUCAGAUUUUACUGGGACCUGUUCAUGUUACUUAUGCUGAUAGCCAAUCUCAUAAUUCUACCUGUAGCUAUCUCAUUCUUCAACGACGACCUAAGUAUACACUGGGUGAUCUUUAACUGUGCUUCAGAUACCGUUUUCCUCUUGGAUAUUUUCAUUAACUUUCGAACAGGUGUUUUAGAUGCAGACUAUGCAGACGAAAUCAUCUUAGAGCCCAAGAAGAUUGCUAUAUCGUACAUCAAAUCGUGGUUCUUCCUGGACCUCAUCAGCUCCUUGCCAUUAGACUAUAUCUUCCUUAUGUUUGACCCAAACACUCCGGAUGUCAAUCAACUUAUGCAAGCAGGACGUGCACUUCGUAUCCUCCGGUUUGCCAAAUUACUCAGUCUCCUCCGUCUUCUCCGGUUAUCCCGCCUCGUGCGUUACGUCAGCCAGUGGGAAGAGUUUCUCAGCGUCGCCGGUGUGGUUGUCCGUAUCUUCAAUUUGAUUUGCCUGAUGCUGCUACUGGGUCACUGGAAUGGCUGUUUACAGUACCUAGUGCCGAUGUUGCAAGAGUUCCCACCGGACUGCUGGGUAGCAAUAGAGGAGCUGACGAAAGCCGACUGGAAAGAACAAUACACAUGGGCGUUGUUUAAGGCAUUGUCCCACAUGCUAUGCAUUGGAUACGGUCGUUGGCCACCUCAGAACGUCACUGACGUCACACUGACCAUCAUCAGCAUGCUGACUGGUGCCACGUGCUACGCGCUCUUCGUUGGUCAUGCCACUACGCUGAUUCAGUCAUUUGACACCGGCAGAAGAUUGUUUAGAGAAAAGUAUAAACAAGUUGAAGAAUACAUGUCUUACCGCCGCCUCCCGCGUGAUCUCAGGGGGAAGAUUGCAGAUUUUUACGAACAUAAGUAUAGAGGAAAGAUGUUUGACGAGGAUGCAAUAUUGAACGACCUCUCGGAGACAUUACGUGAGAGCGUUGUUAAUCACAACUGCAGGGCAUUAGUUGCCAACGUGCCGUUCUUCACCAAUGCCGACCCGCACUUUGUCACAGAGGUCAUCUCAAAACUUAAGUACGAGGUGUGCCAGCCUAAAGACUUCAUCAUCAAAGAGGGAACGCGAGGAGACAAGAUGUACUUCAUCCAGGAGGGCAUAGUCGAUAUCAUCACCAAAGAUGGCGAAGUAGCCACUAGUCUGUCGGAUGGAUCCUACUUUGGGGAAAUCUGUCUCCUCACCAACGCAAAGCGCGUGGCCAGCGUCUACGCUGAAACCUACUGCAACCUGUUCUCUCUGUCAGUGGAGGACUUCAAUAAGAUACUGGAGCAUUAUCCCCUGAUGCGUAGAACACUGGAGAGCGUUGCAGCACAGCGGCUCAGCAAGAUCGGCAAGGACGCUAACAUGAUGAGCACCGUGCAGGAGGAAGAUGUGAAAGCCAUGAACCAAAUCAUCCAAGAAUCGGCGUCACUGCGGUCAGACACCGGCAGCAACAGUCCCGAUGAGAAACGCAGGGAGAGCAAGAAAUACAGGAGCUCCGAAUUCUUGGAGGUGGACGAAAGGCCUCAUAAACAGAAGAAAAAGCGAUUGAGCAGCAUCUUUAAAGCGCCAUUCCUGUUGGAAUUCAAGACCAAGAAGGACAGGUCAGACACCACCUGCGGGGAAGUUCAUGAGGAAGAAACCAGUGAUAUUGACGACGUUGACGACGAAUAUGACGGCAGCGAUGGUCACAGCAACAGCAAAUGUAAGGGCACCUCUGGGGGAACGUCCCCUCUCUUGUCCGUGCCCCAGGGGACGCUCAGCACCUACCACAGCGUUCCCAGUUUCUACAGCCCAUCCACGGACAAAGUGAACGGUCAGGUGGCCUACGUGAACGUCGAUGUGGAGGAAGAGGAGGAGACCGCAGAUGCCACCGCAAAUGUAGCUGAAAAAGAAUCUUUAGUUUAAUUUUAGACGCAAGGUGCCAUUCAUUACUCAAGGAUCAUAAGAUUAGAAUACUUCACAAACAUUUCCUUAUCAUUAAUUUUAUCCCCUUAUUUCUUCAUCGCCUUCUAGUGUAUAGAAUCUCUACGAAGUUACUGUGAUUUUCAAAAAUCAAAACAUUUGCUAGGAAAUCUGCAUAAUUCCAAAGUGUUAGAGACUGUGAUCAAAAUUAUAAAUGUAUUCGUUCAUGUCCUGUUUUUGUAAAUACAUGUGUACAUAGUUGUUUUAGGGUAAAGCUUAAUAUGA